AUGUCGUACGCGGCGCGGGUUAAGGGGAACCUACCGACUAAGCGCCAGUAUAGUAAGGAAGACGCCGUAAAACAAGAUGACGUUGAUGUUGACGUCAGCGACGAUGAUGACCCAUUCAACCCACCUGCUAUGGAACUGGUUCAAGACAGCGACGAGAUCGAAGACGAAAUCGACGGGAAUGGUGACGACAACGCCGAUGAUGACGUCAGCGACGACAGCGAGUCUGACAAAGAGAUGGACGUCUGGGAGAAUACUAAGAACACCGAAGAAGUGGAUGUUGGUGAUAAUGAAACGUCAUCAGCUAUCCCGAGGUUGAAGAAUGUGGUGGUGGCUGACAUGCACGCUCCCGACGUGCGUUCACCGGUCCCAGUCGAAGAAAAGCGAGCGAAGUUGGACAAUGGCAGUACAGCCGAAGAGGCAGCGUCAUCUGUCCCGCCUAGUUCCCAUCCUACUGACUAUGAUGGCGUUGAUGCCGAUCAGUCGUCAGACUGUAUGACGCCGACUCCAUCUCAGGAGGGGGACACCAUGCUUCUGGAAUACAGGAAAAGAAAAUCGCUUGCUUCUCGUGCGAGGCAGCGAAUGAAAAGAGACAAAUGA
Liolophura sinensis is the source of this 597-nucleotide messenger RNA. RefSeq lists its product as uncharacterized. Bases 1 to 597 code for a protein of 198 amino acids. The record is from RefSeq and is a predicted model, not a curated record. NCBI's taxonomy places the organism in Eukaryota, Metazoa, Mollusca, Polyplacophora, Chitonida, Chitonidae. The transcript has a single exon.